AUGUCUGAGAAGCGAAAGGUCCCCUCCUCAGAAUUGAGCGUAUCUCCAUGCACCAAAAAGCCCCGGUCUACGGGACCCAACGAGGAGGAUGAAGCGCCGUCGCUGCUCACCCUGAUAACGCCAACCACAGCUCGUCCGCAACCCAAAAGUGACCCUAUUUACGGGCAGAAAUACGCUUUUCCUGGUCUGGACGAUCCCAUAGACGAAGACCGUUUAUUAUAUGGCCCUCCAGAGGACGGGAUCGAGUACCUCUGCAUGGUCCGAUCUGAAGCAAGAACACUACCCUCUAUAUUCGUCUCAGGCACCGUCCUUUCAGAAAAGUAUAACACAAACGAUCAAAAGAAUGACCCUGGAAAUACCACCAACUCAGGGGUUGGAAUUAGCCUAACUGGUUUCUACUCCGAUGGGGCCUACUUCGCUUCUCCCUCCCAACCACCGCAAACCACCAUCCCAGACAACGACAUCCCUGACGCAAGCAAUGUCGAUGCCCAAGAAAUAUACUAUAACCUCCUCCAUCAUCGCUUUCUCCUCCUCCGCUCAACCCUCAACUGCACUCCUCCAGCCUCCGUAAUUGCCUCGUUGGGCGCGGAGCGCCCCAUUUCCCUCCCCCGAUAUAAUAAGCGUGCCAGGGUAGAAUGGGAACAAAUUCUACAGACUAUGGAUCCGCACAUGGCACAGUUGGCAUGCAUGGAUAUGGAAAGUGUUUUGGGCCUGUUAGCAAUUGUUGCACGCUCGCUAUCUACGGCAGUUAGGAGCGGCGAGAGUGCAAGGGUGAAAAGGUUGGGUGCGUGGGCGUGGGGGCUUUUGGGCCGCUGCAGGGCUGUAGGGGAGUUGGGGAGUGAGGCGGUGAGCGAUAUCAGGGAGCUGGGGAAGAGGGCGGCAAAGAUUUUAAUGAAAGUUCGAGAGAGUGAGGAGGUGGUGCUUGAAAGUGUGGGGGAUAUGGACGACUUGAGGGAUGAAUUUGACAUGAAAGAUGAGGAAGGGGGAGAGGAAGAGGACGAAGGCGCUGAAGAAUAUAGAAAGGUAUUUGGGUGCGAGGAAGGUGGUAAAGGUCAUGGGGAUGAGGAUGGAAUAGAUGAAGAUGGGCCUGGUAUUGUGAAAAGCAGUAUUUUGAAAAACGAUGUGAAUACCUACGGAAAUAGUUUUGGCCCGAUGAUUUCCCAAGAAAAAGCGACAGAAACCGUUAUUUCUCCCACGGGAAAUAGCGACAUCCAAGACGAACUCGACGCAGCUAAAGCACGUCUCCAAGCACGACUACAAUUCCAAGAACCAUCCGAUUCCAUGGAACCUAGGGGUGACGAGGUCGAAUUAGAAGAGAACCAUGAUGGAGAAGGGGGAGAAGGGGAAGAAGGGGAAUUGGACGACAUCUAUGGAGACGACCAAUGUGAUGGUGAUGAUUCUGCCGUUGCUCAUCGAUAUACUCGUGCCAUGCUUGAUAUGAUGAUUACCGUCGUUGGAGAAUUUUACGGCCAGAAAGACCUGCUUGAAUUUCGGGAUAUAUGGGAGAAAGAUAUGAAUUUGGCCUGGUAG
Paracoccidioides lutzii Pb01 is the source of this 1530-nucleotide messenger RNA. RefSeq lists its product as hypothetical. The transcript is spliced from 2 exons. Bases 1 to 1530 code for a protein of 509 amino acids. Gene Ontology annotation, biological process: spliceosomal snRNP assembly. Gene Ontology annotation, cellular component: SMN complex; nucleus. The record is from RefSeq and is a predicted model, not a curated record.